UUUUAGGGCUUGUGGGUUUUGUCAUCAAACUUGCAACUAUUCAGCAGCCCCUCCCCCUAUGUCAGGCAUGUUGGACGUGGCAAAAGCAACGUUGUCAGAAGUUACUGUUACAAUUACACGUUCUAGACAGUAGAGCCAGGAUCUUUUCAACAGGAGACCAGUGAAUUUUGAUAGAACUAGAAAAGAUAAGAAGACCAGCCCAAAAUGGGCAACACGUGGCAACGAGUUGGGAAGAGGUUUAACCAACAAGAAAUCAAAAUUAUUAUGGUUGGCCUUGAUGCUGCCGGAAAGACUACCACACUGUACAAGAUGAAGCUUGGGGAAGUUGUCACAACCAUUCCCACCAUUGGAUUUAACGUUGAGACUGUCAACUACAAAAAUAUUAACUUCACUACAUGGGACGUCGGAGGAAGAGGCAGAGUUAGACCUCUUUGGAGACACUACUACCAAAACAUCGAUGUACUCAUCUUUGUAGUGGACAGCAACGACAGGGACAGAAUUGAAGAGUGCAAAGACGAGUUAUGGAGGUUCCUGACAGAGGAUGAAUUGAAAGAAAGCAUUCUUUUGGUGCUGGCCAACAAACAGGACCUCCCGAAUGCAAUGAGCACUCAAGAAGUCACUGAGAAACUAGAUUUGACCUCCAUCAAAGAAAGAAAUUGGUAUAUCCAAGGCUCCUGUGCUACCAAAGGAGACGGUCUCUAUGAGGGACUGGACUGGUUGAAGUCGACACUCACUCAGCAAAGACUGAAAAAGACUAUGGUGAAACCAGUCGAAGAGACAAUUCCAAGCUUAAAAAACUCUGUUAAGAAUUCUUGGUGGACAUCUAUAGCUAGCUAUUUUGCGAGAGCUGCAUCUCCCAAAAUGGGCAACACAUGGCAACGAGUUGUGAAGAGGUUUAACCAACAAGAAAUCAAAAUUAUUAUGGUUGGCCUUGAUGCUGCCGGAAAGACUACCACACUGUACAAGCUGAAGCUUGGGGAAGUUGUCACAACCAUUCCCACCCUUGGAUUUAACGUUGAGACUGUCAACUACAAAAAUGUUAACUUCAUUACAUGGGACAUCGGAGGAAGAGACCAACCUAGACCUCUUUGGAGACAUUACUUCCAAAAAGCUGAUGUACUCAUCUUUGUAGUGGACAGCAACGACAGGGACAGAAUUGAAGAGGUCAAAGACGAGUUAUGGAGGCUCCUUGGAGAGGAUGAGUUGAAUGAAAUCAUUCUUUUGGUUCUGGCCAACAAACAGGACCUCCCGAAUGCAAUGAGCACUGAAGAAGUCACUGAGAAAUUGGAUUUAACCUCCAUCAAAGAAAGAGACUGGUAUAUCCAAGGCUCCUGUGCUAUCAAAGGAGACGGUCUCUAUGAGGCACUGGACUGGUUGAAGUCGACACUCACUCAGCAAAGACUGAAAAAGACUAUAGUGAAACCAGUCAAAGAGACAAUGCUAAGCUCAAAAAACUAUGUUAAGAAUUCUUGGUGGACAUCUUUAACUAGCUAUUUUGUGAGAGCUGAAUAAUUUUCUUUUUUUUGUUUUUUUGUACACCAGUGUGUGGUGUGUGUAGGGUUAGUUAUGAA
This is a messenger RNA of Halichondria panicea, 1571 nucleotides long. RefSeq lists its product as uncharacterized. Gene Ontology annotation, biological process: vesicle-mediated transport; intracellular protein transport. The record is from RefSeq and is a predicted model, not a curated record. Lineage: Eukaryota; Metazoa; Porifera; Demospongiae; Suberitida; Halichondriidae. The transcript has 10 exons. The coding region runs from base 205 to 1512 and encodes 435 amino acids. Gene Ontology annotation, cellular component: cytoplasm. Gene Ontology annotation, molecular function: GTPase activity; GTP binding.